Molecule: messenger RNA, 2944 nt
Organism: Drosophila busckii
Lineage: Eukaryota; Metazoa; Arthropoda; Insecta; Diptera; Drosophilidae
Exons: 6
Coding region: 43-2910 (955 amino acids)
Biological process (GO): tRNA methylation
Molecular function (GO): tRNA (guanine) methyltransferase activity
Source: RefSeq, a predicted model, not a curated record
UUGUAUGAGAUAUAUAUUUUGCUAGCUUAUAAAAGUAUAAAAAUGAAUAUAGAGCUAACUGAAGCUGGCAUGGAAAAUGGCGAGAAUACGGAAAUGGAUAAUAUGCUAUGCGAUUUAAUAGACAUACAUGCGGAUAAGGGCAAUGAGCAGGCGCUGCGACGAGUACUGGAUGCUAUAUAUAAAUUAUUAAAUGGCAAGCAGACGCUACAGUUGAGCACCAAGCUGCUGGACAAGCUUAUAUCGAUUAUAGUAGCCGAUGAGGCUAAUGAAUAUAUAGAUGCCAAAUAUAUAGACAAAGUGCUGGAUGCAGUGCAGCUGCAUGCGCGGCAGUUUCCAUGGCCUGGACUGUUGCUGCUGCGCAAGCUUAGCGCUGUAUCAAUAAGUUCCAUGGAGCAGCCCAAGCUGCAGCUGCAUCCACAUGCAGCACAAAUAUUGCAGCGACUGCUUGAAGACUUUGUGCGUGAACUGGAGCCAGAGGAUGCGUACUGCUUGCAGCUUUUACAAGUAAUACAGCAGCUGCUGCAGUCGGAGCUGCAGUGCGAUCGCAGCACAGCUUGCGCUAUAUUUAAAAAACUGCUUGCGCUGCAAUCACCACAAAUGCAGCCGCUGCUGCAAUGUGGCGCUAAACACUGGACUGCUUAUAUAGCGCUGCUUGAACAACUUGAGCAAGCAGCGCCGCAGUUAGUGCUACCCAUGCUAAGCGCGCAUUUGAACAGCUUUAUGCGCGCUAAGCAGUGCGCUGCUUGGCUUAACUGGCUGCGCAUACUGCUUGCAAGACUGCUUGCUACUACGCAUGCGCGUGUGCUGCACUGGACUUUGGAGUUUCUACUGCUGCACUGCAGCUUAGCAGAUCUUUAUGAGCUGCAGCUGCUGCCUGAAUUUUUAGCUGCAAUAAAUCAAACUACGUUGUAUGAUGUUGAAAACUAUUUGCUGCCUGAGCUGCUUGUGCAAACUUUUAUACAAAGUUCCCAUAACGCACAGCUACUGGAGGCGCUGGUGUUAAUGUCCUGGCAAAGCUUGCCGCUGCUGCAUUGGCUGCGCUGUCUGCAGCGCAAACAAGUGUUUGUGCAUACAAGCGUGCUGCUGCAGCUUGCCGCAUGCAUACGCGGCAUGCCACAUGAGAAUCUGCGCUAUGAAGCGCAUCAACGCAUUUUUGAGCUUUAUGAUCUUACCAUAAACAAUUUAAGCCUGGCUGAUUACUUAGCUUUUAUUAAAGCGCUGUGCAAUAAGCAGGAUAAUUUUUUCAAGGACUACAAACGCUUGGCGCACAAAAUUGACACAUGCAGCAACAUAGCCGAGCAGCUAAAUGUGCAUGAUUAUGAUUUAUUUGCGCUUAUAUAUGCCAAAGAUAUUGAUGUUGUUUUAACGCUGUACAAACAAUUAAGUGGCUUAGCCAAGUGGCAACAUGGCUGCUGGCGUUUAUACACAUUUUUCUAUGUAUUGCAACAACAGCAAGACGCGCGCUGCAUUGAUAUACUGGAUUACUUUCAAUUGGAAUAUGGUUUACAUAUAGAACUGCUAAUCUAUUAUGCAAAUUUGCAAGAUUUACAAGCAUUUAUCAUAGAAAAAUUGCAUUGCAAUACUGAGCAAGAGAAACUAUUUGUUAUGCAUAAAAGCGUUGAUUGGUUUAUAAGUGUAAAAUUCAAGCACUGGUCGCAAUUGGCGGAAUAUGAGCUGCAACCGCUUGAGUUAAUAGAACAAGGAUCUAUGCUGACGGCAAUACAUUUGGCUACGCUUUUAAAGGAUGCGCAGCAGCAGCUGCAAAAUGAACGCAUACUACAGUCGCUGCUAACUAUAUACAAACAAGCUCCAGAACAAAUUGCAAUUGCUGUGGGCAUUGUUAAAUAUGCGUCAGUUUAUUUAGCUGAUUUCGAAAGUGAACAAAUUUUAGCUGAAGUGCUGGAAGCAAGUCAAAGUCUUUAUCCUGCGCUUGUUAAUUGUGUGCAGCAAGUGCCCAUAACUUUAUUAAUACGUGGCUUACUCUCUGGCAAUGCGCUGCAUGCAGAAAAGCGCAUAGAAUACGCUUAUCUGGUGGAGCAAUACAAUUAUUAUUACACCAGCUGUCGCAGAAGAGAUAGCUACAUAAAAUUUCUUACAGAAGAUAAAUCUCAAGCAUUCGAAGUGCUGGACGAACUUUUAUGUCUCAACAACGAACAGUUUGAUAUGCAAGCUGCUUAUGCAGAAAACUCACAAGAACAUCGCAUUAAGUUGCGUCUAUGGCGCGCUUUAUUGGCUAUAACUAGCAAAUGCACAGCAUAUUGGUCAGCGGGUUUAUGCUUAGCCGUACUUAGUCUUAACGAACUGGAGAAUAUAAAAUAUAUGCAGGAAUGUUUGCUGGCGCGUUGUUUGCCCAGCAUGGAAUGUCUUAUUAAAUAUUUAAAGCAAUUGCCUGAGCUUGAGCCAAGUCAGCGCAUAUCGCUUAUAAGCGUAGCUUAUAUUUAUGCCAUUACCAGUGUAACUGAGCUAACUUUGGAUUCCGCACAAUUGUUGCUGCACUUGUUGCUGCCACAGAGCAUGCAACAACACGAGCAGCUGCGUAAUUUUACACAAAUUAUUUUAUACAAACUGCUGCUGCAUUUUCAGGACAAUAACCUCAAGCUUACUGAUGCUGCUUGCUUGCUACAAACGCUGGAGCUGAACUUGCCGCAGCUGCAGCUUGAGUAUCGACAUGAGGCACGUUUGUUGCUGCCACGCAUUUGUUUGCAUUGUGCUGAGGGCUUGCAGCUUGCCGAUUAUAUUUUGUAUAUGACAAAUGCGCCAUGCGAUGAAUAUUUGUUGGACUCACUACGGCGCAGUCUGAAGCUCAAAGCGCGUUUAACCAAAUUUCGCAGCGAACUGAGAGACAAAAGUUUCUUGCAACAAAGAGCGUCAAGUGCCAGCUCGCUGCGUCUAAAAGUAAAAGAAAAAUAAUAUUUAAUUUCAUAUUUUAUAUGCAGCGUAAAUA